Messenger RNA from Penicillium alfredii, 1605 nucleotides. Its product is annotated as GMC family oxidoreductase. The transcript is spliced from 4 exons. Gene Ontology annotation, molecular function: oxidoreductase activity, acting on CH-OH group of donors; flavin adenine dinucleotide binding. Bases 1 to 1605 code for a protein of 534 amino acids. The record is from RefSeq and is a predicted model, not a curated record. NCBI's taxonomy places the organism in Eukaryota, Fungi, Ascomycota, Eurotiomycetes, Eurotiales, Aspergillaceae.
AUGCAUUCGACACCAAGUACCUAUGAUUUUAUCGUCGUCGGAGGUGGUCCCGCUGGAUGUGCGCUUGCUGCAUCAUUGGCUCAUUCAGCUAGAAGGCCACGUGUCUUGCUCUUGGAAGCCGGCGGACGCAACGAUGACCGACUAUCGUGGGUGUAUGGAAAGCGUUGGACGACAUUUAUGCAGGGGCAUAUGAACUGGGGAUACAAAACCACUCCCCAGGAACACUGCAAUGGUCGCCAGAUUGACUAUUCCCGCGGGAAAGGCCUUGGGGGAAGCUCUGCCAUAAACUUUGGAGUGUUUACUGUCGGGGCCCGCGACGAUUAUGAUCAGUGGGCAACACAAGUCGAAGACAACACUUUUGGCUGGGAAAAGAUGCAAGAGCGAUUGAAAGCCCUCGAGAAUUUUGAUCCAACGAUCCAGGUUCCAGAGCACAGAAAAUAUGCAAGCAUCAAUUCCUCUGAUCAUGGCGAUAAGGGGUUGCUGCAUCUUAGCUUCGCGAAUGAGUGGGAGAAGGACCUCUCGCCGAGAACGACUGCGAGUGAUCUGCUGUCGGGUGCUCCAGAGAAUCUCAUCGUCGUCACCGACAGUCCAGUGCAACGGGUUGUCAUGAAGGGGAAGAGGGCCAUAGGGGUGGAAGUAAAUGGACAGCAGUAUCUGGCCACACGAGAAGUGGUCCUCUCGGCUGGGACUCUCGACACUCCCAAAAUCCUGAUGCACACGGGCAUUGGGCCCGCCAAAGAACUGCAAGGAUUUGACAUCCCCGUAGUCCACGACCUGUCAGCUGUUGGACAGGGUCUGCGAGACCACUACCUGGCAUUCGUGAUCUUGCAGCGAAACCCCGAGACGAAUGAACGCAAUGCACUCUUCCAAGAUCCGGCAGCUAUGGACGCAGCAAAGAAACUGUGGGAAGAAACCGGCACAGGCCCCUGGGCCCAAUAUGGCUGCCAAACUGCUAGCGGAUGGUUCAAAUCUGAUAAAGUGACUUCGUCGGCUGAGUUCAAGGCAUUGCCGGAAUCCGUCCAAAACUUCAUGAACAAGGAGACGGUGCCCCAGUAUGAGAUCAUAAGCCAUUUCCCAGUCCAUUUGUUGUCGCCAGACCCCUUCCCAGAUUAUAGCUACCUUUGUCUUCCCGUGUUCAUGAUGAACGCCCAAUCGCGCGGCGAGGUACGAUUGCAAUCGUCUAACCCUAACGACCCUCUGCUCUUUGAUCCCCGAUUCCUCAGUCACCCAUUCGAUCGUCGCGCGAGCAUCGAGAUCUUUCGGUAUCUAUUGGAGUUGACGAGACACCCGGCAAUUGCCAAAGACACGGUCUCAACUCUGUUUGGUCCGUCCUCGGACUCCGACGAGGAUAUCCUGGAGUUUUGGAGAAACAACCUCUCUUCCAGCUGGCAUAUGACGGGAACUGUCAAAAUGGGCCAGCCAGAUGAGAUCGACACCGCUGUUGACCAUCGGUUCCGAGUCUUGGGAAUCGAGAACUUGAGAGUAGCCGACAUGAGUGUCGUUCCAGUCUUGACCAACAAUCAUACCCAGGCCACGGCAUAUCUCACCGGGGCGACCUGUGCGGAGGUAUUGAUUCGAGAAUACGAUCUGGACGGGAGUAGCUGA